Messenger RNA from Leptinotarsa decemlineata (Colorado potato beetle), 2577 nucleotides. RefSeq names its product integrin beta-PS. Gene Ontology annotation, molecular function: integrin binding. The record is from RefSeq and is a predicted model, not a curated record. Gene Ontology annotation, cellular component: cell surface; integrin complex; focal adhesion. Gene Ontology annotation, biological process: cell migration; cell-cell adhesion; cell-matrix adhesion. NCBI's taxonomy places the organism in Eukaryota, Metazoa, Arthropoda, Insecta, Coleoptera, Chrysomelidae.
AAACACUUUUUCCUGUUCACUUCUGAUAAGUGAUUCAGGCUGGUGUUUAUCAUAUUUACUCAUAAUCGUUUCCGUCAGACACUCCCAAGUAGUUAACACCAACAGUGACAUUAAACAUGCUGACAAUGAAAGUUCUUUAUAGUUUAGUGCUAUUCAUAGGUUUAUCAAAUUGCCAGUCUUCACAAGAUUGUGGUUUACAACAAACAUGUGAGGCCUGUAUACAAAAACUAGAAUGUGUUUGGUGCAGUGAACCAUCUUCCACGAACCCUGUCAACUGCCGGCCAAAAGAUACCAGUGAUGAUUCGUGUCAAAUUGAAGUUGUUUCACCAAAAUCCAAUUUUGAAAUCGAACAGAGUAAUCCAUUUUCGGACUCUGUAAACAAUCCCACUCAAAUCCAGCCGCAGAAGGUGAAAUUGUCUCUGAGAAAAGGUGAAAAGUACGAGAUGAAAUUCAAAUACAAAAUCGCCUCAAAUUAUCCAGUGGACUUGUAUUACAUUAUGGAUUUAUCCAGUUCCAUGAUAAUAUAUAAAAAACAAUUAGCUGCCCUUGGUGUGAAACUAGCAAUGACCAUGAAGAAUAUCACAACGAAUUUCAAAUUGGGGUUUGGCAGUUUCAUCGACAAAACAGACCUUCCAUUCGUCAGUACCGAACCCAAGCAGUUAGAACAUCCAUGUCCACGUGGUGUCGACUGUGUUCCUGCUUAUAGCUUCAAAAACCACUUGCCACUUUCAAGUGAUUACGAGGAGUUCAGAAGGCAAGUUGAAUCUGCGAAAGUGUCUGGAAAUUUAGACAGCCCAGAAGGUAGUUUGGACGCUAUUAUGCAAGCUAUCGUGUGCAAGGAAAAAAUACAAUGGAGAGACAAAGCACGUCAUCUGUUGAUAUUGUCUACAGAUGCUGAAUUCCAUGUUGCCGGUGACGGGAAGUUAGCAGGUGUGGUAGAACCUAACAACGGCAAAUGCCAUACGGACGAUAAAGAUUUCCUCGUUUACGAUUAUCCUUCAGUCUCACAUAUCAAUUAUGUUGCGGUUAAGAAUAACAUCAAUUUAAUCUUCGCAAUAGUUAAAAAACCUAAAUUGAACAUAGCGAGCUCUUACAAGAAAUUAUCAGAGAAUAUAAAGGACUCCUAUUUUCGUGAACUGGACGAUGGUGAUUCCCACAAUGUCGUUAACUUGGUUGUAGAUAUUUAUAAUAAAAUAUCCCAAACCGUAACAUUCACCUCCAACGUGUCAAGCGAAGUAGAUUUGAAAUUCACCUCAAAUUGCGAUAGCGACAUAUCAGACACUUGUAAAAACGUGCGUGUUGGUCAAAUCCUCGAAUUCACUGCCACCAUCCAAGUUCGACAAUGUCCGACCAAUGGAAACAACAAACAAUUCAUAGCCAUCCGCCCGGCAGCCCUGAAUGAAAGUUUAAUAGUGGAAUUGGAUAUGUUAUGCGAAUGCCCUUGUUCGUUGAAUGCUACGAAAAAAUCGGACCAAUGCAGUAAUCAGGGGGACUUGAUAUGCGGAGUGUGCAGUUGUCCUGCAGGACGGAAUGGAAGGAUCUGCGAGUGUGAUAAUUCUGCUGGACUAUCGGAGGACACGUCCCGUUGUCAGAUGGAAGGAACGAACGAAACAUGUUCAGGUUUGGGUGAAUGUAAAUGUGGAAAAUGCGAGUGCUUUUCAAAUGGUAACAAAGGGGAACGAAUCUACGGGGAAUUUUGCCAGUGCAACAACUAUUCCUGCAAAAAGGAAGGCGGAAAACUCUGUUCUGAUAAAGGUACCUGCAACUGUAACGUUUGUGAAUGCCAAAGCGGCUACAGUGGAGACGCUUGCGAAUGUGAGGAGAACGAAUCCAACUGCAUAAAUCCGGAAACAAAAUUGAAGUGUUCCGGUCACGGAAAAUGUGUCUGUGGAGCGUGCGUGUGCAAUGUGGAUAACAACAGAUAUUCUGGAAAAUACUGCGAUGAUUGCUUAUCUUGCCCCGCUCAGAGAUGCGAGGAACUUCGGUAUUGUGUCGAAUGCCAAGCUUAUAAAAAAGGAAAAUACAACAGUACGUGUAGCACUCAAUGUACGGAAUUCCAAACCAAAGUAGUAGACAAACUGGAUAGUGAUGACGAUCCAAGUAUUAAGCGAUGUAAAAUACCAGAUGAUGAUCGAUGCAUCAUGAAUUUUGAAUAUUAUUAUGACAGUAGAGAAGUACUUGUUGUGAAAGCUAUGAAGGAAAGAGUUUGCCCUAGUCCUCCAAAUGUUUUAGCCUGGAUUUUGGGUGUCAUAGGAAGCAUUUUACUGGCCGGUUUGAUAAUGUUACUCAUCUGGAAAAUAUGCACCACACUUCACGAUCGUCGUGAAUAUGAAAAGUUCGACCGGGAAAGACGAGCUGUCAAGUUUGGCGUAACGAAAAAUCCCAUUUUCCGCGAAGCAACCACCACGGUCACGAAUCCUGCGUAUAAUCGAUCCAGCUCCAGGUUUUCCAACACUAAGCAGUAACAUUCCUACACAGAAGUUUCUUCAAAGACAAGAGAUCUGAAAAUGUCAUCGACUUUCAUUAUUUAUUGCUCUUUCUAUCUAUAAAAAUAUCAAUAGAACGAAGAUGACAAUG